This is a messenger RNA of Verticillium dahliae VdLs.17, 609 nucleotides long. Its product is annotated as molybdenum cofactor synthesis protein 2 large subunit. The record is from RefSeq and is a predicted model, not a curated record. Gene Ontology annotation, cellular component: cytosol. NCBI's taxonomy places the organism in Eukaryota, Fungi, Ascomycota, Sordariomycetes, Glomerellales, Plectosphaerellaceae. Gene Ontology annotation, biological process: Mo-molybdopterin cofactor biosynthetic process. The transcript has a single exon. Gene Ontology annotation, molecular function: molybdopterin synthase activity. The coding region runs from base 1 to 609 and encodes 202 amino acids.
AUGGCCACCCCCGACCAAGGCCCCUGGCACCUCUCGUCCCCGCAAACGCACGUCUCCCUCACCCACGCCCCCCUCUCCGCAACAGCGGUCCUCGACCAGAUCCGGUCGCCGCGCGCCGGCGCCCUCGUCCUCUUCGCCGGCACGACGCGCGACUCGUUCGCCGGCAAGCCCGUGCGCGAGCUGCACUACAGCGCCUACGCGCCGCGCGCGCUGCGCACCAUGGCCGCCGUCGCCGAGGAGGUGCGCGCGCGCCACGGCCUCGAGGGCGUCGCCGUCGUGCACCGCCUCGGCACCGUGCCCGUCGGCGAGGAGAGCGUGCUCGUUGGCGUGGCGGCGGCGCAUCGGGGGCCUGCCUGGCGGGCGGGCGAGGAGGCGCUCGAGCUCGUCAAGGAGAGGGUCGAGGUGUGGAAGCGGGAGGAGUUCUUUGGGGAGGAGGGCGUUUGGAGGGCGAAUCGGGACGGGGCGCAGGGGGUGUACGAGACGGGGACUCAGGAGAAGAGGGAGGAGAGUGUGUCGGGACAGGGUCAGGAGCAGAAGAGUGAUGUAGUGGCUGAGACGCCAGGACGAGAGGAGAUGGAAACGGCGGGUGAUUCGCAGGUUGGAAGAUAA